Sebastes umbrosus (honeycomb rockfish) is the source of this 1228-nucleotide messenger RNA. RefSeq names its product twist family bHLH transcription factor 1b (gene twist1b). The record is from RefSeq and is a predicted model, not a curated record. Lineage: Eukaryota; Metazoa; Chordata; Actinopteri; Perciformes; Sebastidae. The coding region runs from base 149 to 670 and encodes 173 amino acids. Gene Ontology annotation, biological process: developmental process; regulation of transcription by RNA polymerase II. The transcript has 2 exons. Gene Ontology annotation, molecular function: RNA polymerase II transcription regulatory region sequence-specific DNA binding; DNA-binding transcription factor activity, RNA polymerase II-specific; protein dimerization activity.
AGAAGACUUGUCCUCCCAGGAUCUCCCAUCAUCUAUGGAUACUUUGGUGUCCUUCAAAAAGCCACACAGACCUACAGGUGGACCAAUUUCCUUGACUUCAUGAGAGGGGGAAUCACUUUUUGGACACUUUCUGGCCACCCUUGUGGAGAUGUCUGAGGAAAACCUGGGAGAAGAGUCGUCGAGCAGCUCUCCUCCUGUCUCUCCUGUGGACAGCCUGAGCAACAACAGCGAGGAAGAAGAAGAAGAAGAGUUGGACAGACAGCCUAAGAGGUGUGGGAGAAAGAGGAGACCGAGCAGGAAGAACGGGGAGGACUCAGACACCCCUGGGAAAAGAGGCAAGAAGUCCAGCAGCAGCAGCCCACAGUCCUUCGAGGAGCUCCAGUCUCAGCGCGUCAUGGCCAACGUCCGAGAGAGACAGAGGACGCAGUCUCUCAACGAGGCGUUCACGUCUCUGCGGAAAAUUAUCCCCACUUUGCCUUCAGACAAACUCAGCAAAAUACAGACCCUUAAACUCGCAGCCAGAUACAUCGACUUCCUCUACCAGGUGCUGCAGAGCGACGAGCUGGACUCCAAAAUGGCAAGUUGUAGUUAUGUGGCUCACGAGAGGCUGAGCUACGCCUUCUCUGUGUGGAGGAUGGAGGGCGCUUGGUCCAUGUCAACAUCUCACUAACAUCUGGAGAAAUUUUGACCCCUAAAUGGUGACUGCUGAAUCUACUUAUCUGACGGGACAAAUCUGGAGUCCAAUGCUGGAUACAUGGGAUCACUCUAUUUAAAACCAAAGACGACAGAAAAAGAAGCUCAUUACGCAGCAGAGGCCUGCAGACGCGCGUAAAAGCUCCAUAACACUCUGGUGCGUUUUCAUGUUGUUGACGACGAAUGUUGAAAAUAUCAUGUGGUUUUUCUAAAAACAAAAAGGGAAAAGACAUUUUUUUUUUUUUUUUUAAAUGCAUGUCUUCGGACUUCUUUCUGUGGAGAUCAAAGUGCAUUAUUGAAGCAGUUGUGAGACUGUCAACUGGUGGUGUAGCUCACAUUAUAGGCUAAGACUGUGUGGAUCUAACCUGUGCAACAAAAAAAAAAUAUUUUCAGAAUACAUUUAUUUAUUUAUUGGUGAAACGUGUUACUUUGAGGAAUUGUCUGAAAUACAAAUGCAUUCCUAUUUUUUAUUAUCGUUUUUUUUUUGUAAAUGUUUGUAUAUUUUUUUGCAUUAAAAAAAAUGACGAUUAAAGUG